GCGCUUGCCGGAAGUGAGCGUGAGGGCGGCUUUCACCCUAGCUCCACUGCUUUUUUAGCGUCGGAAGGGCAGCCCUAGUGGGAGAGAGAAAAAGGAGCCGGCAGCGGCUCUUACGCGUCCCGGGGCUGCGCGCCACUCUCUCUGCCGGUAACGCGGUGCUUUGCGGCUGUCGUCAAGCGCGGCGUUGGGCCGGCGGGCGGGGGCUGAGGGGCUGCCAUGGCGGCGGCGGGCCGGCUGCCGAGCUCCUGGGCCCUCUUCUCGCCGCUCCUCGCAGGGCUUGCACUACUGGGAGUCGGGCCGGUCCCAGCGCGGGCGCUGCACAACGUCACGGCCGAGCUCUUUGGGUCCGAGGCCUGGGGCACCCUUGCGGCUUUCGGGGACCUCAACUCCGACAAGCAGACGGAUCUCUUCGUGCUGCGGGAAAGAAAUGACUUAAUCGUCUUUUUGGCAGACCAGAAUGCACCCUAUUUUAAACCCAAAGUAAAGGUAUCUUUCAAGAAUCACAGUGCAUUGAUAACAAGUGUAGUCCCUGGGGAUUAUGAUGGAGAUUCUCAAAUGGAUGUCCUUCUGACAUAUCUUCCCAAAAAUUAUGCCAAGAGUGAAUUAGGAGCUGUUAUCUUCUGGGGACAAAAUCAAACAUUAGAUCCUAACAAUAUGACCAUACUCAAUAGGACUUUUCAAGAUGAGCCACUAAUUAUGGAUUUCAAUGGUGAUCUAAUUCCUGAUGUUUUUGGUAUCACAAAUGAAUCCAACCAGCCACAGAUACUAUUAGGAGGGAAUUUAUCAUGGCAUCCAGCAUUGACCACUACAAGUAAAAUGCGAAUUCCACAUUCUCAUGCAUUUAUUGAUCUGACUGAAGAUUUUACAGCAGAGUCUCCCUCUGUCGCCAGGCUGGAGAUCAGAAUCUCGGCUCACUGCAACCUCCGCCUCCUGGGUUCAAGUGAUUCUUCUGCCUCAGCCUCCCAAGUAGCUGGGACUACAGAUUUAUUCCUGACGACAUUGAAUGCCACCACUAGUACCUUCCAGUUUGAAAUAUGGGAAAAUUUGGAUGGAAACUUCUCUGUCAGUACUAUAUUGGAAAAACCUCAAAAUAUGAUGGUGGUUGGACAGUCAUCAUUUGCAGACUUUGAUGGAGAUGGACACAUGGAUCAUUUACUGCCAGGCUGUGAAGAUAAAAAUUGCCAAAAGAGUACCAUCUACUUAGUGAGAUCUGGGACGAAGCAGUGGGUUCCAGUCCUACAAGAUUUCAGCAAUAAGGGCACACUCUGGGGCUUUGUGCCAUUUGUGGAUGAACAGCAACCAACUGAAAUACCAAUUCCAAUUACCCUUCAUAUUGGAGACUACAAUAUGGAUGGCUAUCCAGACGCUCUGGUCAUACUAAAGAACACAUCUGGAAGCAACCAGCAGGCCUUUUUACUGGAGAACGUCCCUUGUAAUAAUGCAAGCUGUGAAGAGGCGCGUCGAAUGUUUAAAGUCUACUGGGAGCUGACAGACCUAAAUCAAAUUAAGGAUGCCAUGGUUGCCACCUUCUUUGACAUUUACGAAGAUGGAAUCUUGGACAUUGUAGUGCUAAGUAAAGGAUAUACAAAGAAUGAUUUUGCCAUCCAUACACUAAAAAAUAACUUUGAAGCAGAUGCUUAUUUUGUUAAAGUUAUUGUUCUUAGUGGUCUGUGUUCUAAUGACUGUCCUCGUAAGAUAACACCCUUUGGAGUGAAUCAACCUGGACCUUAUAUCAUGUAUACAACUGUAGAUGCAAAUGGGUAUCUGAAAAAUGGAUCAGGUGUCCAGAAUGGAGUCUUAUGAAAGAACGAGGAUUCAAUAUUCUACAAGACGUCCUAGAAAUCUGAUACCCUUGACCUUGUUUGCUGGAUAACUGUGCAUGAUACUUUGCCAGGUGCUGUGAAUAUGAAAAUAUACUUAGAUGAGGUUACCAUUAUCAAGAACUUUAUAUAUUAGGAGCCAGACAUAUACAUUUGAAAAUACCCUCAUAAAUAGUCAUUACAAAGCAAUAAGUGCCAUAGAGUUCAAAGAAAGACCAUUAUUGACUGAAUUGAUCAGGUAACACUUUGUCAAGGAAGUCUUCAUUUGAAGGAUUGGUAUGCAUGGACCAGAAAAAGUGAGUAAGAAGAAAUGCAGAUGUAGCAUUAGCAAAGUCAACAUAAUGGGAAAUGUAACUUUAUUAGGAGAAUACACACAAAAAUAAUUUAACAAUCAAAAAAGAAAAAUCUUGUUCUGGUUUUUUAACGCUAUAGUAGACACAAAAACUAUAAUAUAUUUAAAUGUUUUCUCUUUAUUUCUUAACUUCAUUGAGGAAAAACUCAUAUUCUAGACAGAUAUUCCCAUUGGUUUCACUUAGUUGCUCUAGAAUUUCUGAAUAACUUGGUAAAUAGCCUGGAAUUUUAUUUUUUAAUUGUUCUUUACACAAAACAUUUAUUUUUCAUUACAGUUUAGUGAACAGUUUACUAACCAUAAUAAUAAUACAUUUAACUUAAUUAUGUAUAUUCACCAAAAGUAGUAAUUGAGAAGAUUAAUCCUCCUGUAUUUCAAGAUUUUACUUUAUUUGUAUUUAUUUAUUUGAGACAAGGUCUCACUCUGUCACCAAGGCUAGAGUGCAGUGCUGUGAUUAUAACUGACUGCAGCCUCAACCUCCUGGGCUCAAGAGAUCCUCCCACUGCAGCCUCCCUAGUAGCUGGGACUACAGGUGUGCACCAACACACCCAGCUUAUUUUUUAUUUUUUGUAGAGGUGAGGUUUCACCAUGUUGCCCAGGCUGGCCUUGAACUCUUGGGCUCAAAAUAUAGCCUUGGCCUCCCAAAGUGCUACAUUUUACAUUUUAAAGAUGUCAAUAAAAAAUCUAAAAUAGGCCUUUUGAAUGUAGGUUUUGUUGAAACAGAAGAAACAAAAAUUAUUUAAUAAAAUAAAAUAGGCCUGGUUGCCCAUUUUUUGAAAUAUACUUAAAUGUAAAGGAUAGAUAAGAAAGAACAAAAGAAUGAAUAAUGAGUGAAAAAUCUUUUAACCUCUGCAGGCCUAGAUCUGAAAAAAAAAAUUUUUUUUAAUAAAAUUAAAAUAAAAUUUUACAAAAUAUUUUAACCACUAUAGUUUUGAGAUCUUGUGGUUUCCCAUCCAACAUGUAAAGAGGUUGGAAGUUGUACUCUUAUCCUCACCAAAAAAAAAAGAACAAACUGAAAAUCAACAGUUCUUAGAUCCAUCAGAGAAUGAAGACACGGGACAGACCACUGCCCCCAAAACUAGAAUAGACAAAUACAGAGAAUCACAGAUUACUGAGUAGAAGCCGCAGCUAGAGCCAGCAACUGGUAGGAACACUUCAAGGGCAAUUGACUAAUUGCUAGAGACUGAGAAUGAGACUCGUUUAAAACAUUAAGAACUCCUGGAGGCCCAGCCUUAGAGUACCUAUCAAGUUCUCAGGGUCAAAAGCUGAGGGGAAAAUGCCCUUGUGUUUCUGUGUGUGUAGAGGGAAGAGAGUAAACAUUUUAAAAAACAAACAAACAAACUUCCAGAGUUACUGCUCUCCUUAACAAAGGCGUGUCCUCAAGGGAAACUAUUUUACCAACACCUAACCAAGUUGGGUUUUACCAGAGUCUAACUGACAUGAGAGAAGUGAAAUACCCAACUCCAGCCCCCUUUAGCCUAUCUCACCUAAGGGGCAGGUGGGUGGUUGGGGGGGCAGGUGGGUGGUUGGGGGGACAAGACUAACAGUUAAAGGACCAUUAAACACUUACCCUCCCCUGACGCCUUGCCAUCACAUUAAUCAGUCUGCUAUAUAAUAAUAGGGAUUAUAAUUGAGCAAAGCUCAGGCCCUAUUUCAGAAGGAAUCUCUAGUGUUUCAUAAUGAGAGGAUGAAGAAGUCAAUAACAAUAAAUAAUAAGGAGUCUCUAGGGAAACCCAAAUACUACAGAGGAAACAAAAAUAAGCAUUAGAUGAUGUUUUCGUCUCUGACAUCUACAGCUGCAACUACCAGCAAAGGCAGCCUAACUCAUAGCUAGAUAACCUCACACUAAAUGUCUACUUACCUUGUUCCUUUUAUGCAAUACAUCAUGUACAGCUUUCAACAACAAAUUACAAGCCACACUAAAAGGCAAAACAAACAAAAGCCACACACUCUGAAUGGUUAAAGCAAGUAGAAGAACUAGACUCAGUUAUGGCAAAGACUGUCAAAUUAUAGAGACAGGGAAUUUAAAAUAACUGUGGGCUAGGUGUGGUGGCUCACACCUGUAAUCCAGCACUUUGGGAUGCCAAGGCAGGCGGAUUGCUUGAGCCCAGGGGUUCGAGACUGGGCUCGAGAAAUAACAAAAAUUAGCCAGACAUGAUGGCACUUGCCUGUAUUCUCAGCUACACAGGAGGCUGAGGUGGGCCUAAAGCCCAGGAUAUCGAGGCUGUAGUGAGCCAAGAUCGCAUCACCGCACUUCAGCCUGGAUGACAGACCAAGACCCUGUGUUAAAUAAAUAAAUAAAGGGCAGGCGCGGUGGCUCACGCCUGUAAUCCCAGCACUUGGGGAGGCCAAAGUGACCUCUGGCCUCACCUGAGGUAAGAAGUUUGAGACCAUCCUGGCCAACAUGGUGAAACCUUGUCUCUACUAAAAACACAAAAAAAUUAGCUGAGUAUGGUGGUAUGUGCCUGUAAUCCCAGCUACUUGGGAGGCUGAGGCAGGAGAAUCAUUUGAACCCAGGAGUUGGAGGUUGCAAUGAGCCUGUGAUUAAUAUGCUAAGAGCUCUGAUGGAAAAAAUGCUAGAAAUAAAAAACACUGUAAUACAGGCAUGUCCAAUCUUUUGGCUUCCCUGGGCCAAACUGCAAGAAGAAGAAUUGUCUUGGGCCACACAUAAAAUACACUAACACUAAUGAUAGCUGAUGAACUAAAAAUUAAAAAAAAAAAAAAAAUCUCAUGAUGUUUUAAGAAAGUUUAUGAAUUUGUGUUGGGCCACAUUCAAACCCAUCCUGGGCCACAUGUGGCCUGCGGGCAGUGGGUUGGACAAGUGGCUUGCCGUAAAUAGGAAUGAAGAAUGCCUUUGAUGGGCUUAGACGUGGCCGAGGAAAGAAUUAGUGACCUUGAAGAUAUGUCAACUGAAACUCCCCAGACUGAAAAGUGAGGAGAAAAAAGAAAAAUACAGUUUACCUUAAUGAACAUUCAGGUAUAAAAUGCUACACUAAUGGCCCCCAAUAAUUCAUGCCUCCCCAGUAUUCAUACCAUUAUUAGCCCCAACCCACACUGACUUUGGCCAAGGAGACAUCAGCAAACAUGACCCAAGCAGAACCCUGAUAGCCCUUAUACUGUGGGACUUGCCCUCUUGGAGUGUGGCCCUGAGAUAGCAUGUGAAAAAAGCCAGGCUAGUCUCCUUCAGGAUGAAAGACCAUGAAGAGGCAGGCCAGUGCAGUCAUCCCACCAAACUCCAACCCCAGGUAACACCAGCUGAGUGUAGCUGCAUGAAUAACUUAGUCAAAACCAGCAGAAACUGCCCAGUCAACCCACUGAAUCAUGAGAAAUAAAAUGAUUCUAGUUCUAAGCCAGUAAAUUUUAGGUUAAUUUGUUACACAACAAUAAUUGCAAGAAAGAAUGUAGUAUUCUGCUUUGCUUCAUGAGCCACAUAUAAGCAAAUUUACAAAGAUGGAAGUAUUGACACGGAUAAAGACAUAUGUUCGGGCAGCUCAGGCAUGAGUGGAUAGGAAAGGGAUAGAAACAUAGAGAAGCAGAAGGUGACAAUUUAAGAGUUUAAAAGAAUAUGCAUACUGACAGUCACAACUUUAAUAAUGUCCUCUAGGAAGAAGGUACACAUGAAAGAACUGACUUUGCUAAAGGAAAAAUUUAAAGGUGUUUUUGUGUUUUAUGUCUAUUGGUAGCUAGUAAUUGCCUCUAGGUCUCUCCAAGUUGAGUAACAUGUAUGUAAUAAUAACUACCUAGUCUAAUAAACAUUUCUUGUAAAAUCACAUGUUUCAGUAAAAAUAACCUAUCUUGCAAUUUGGGACUAAAAAAACUCUUCUCACCUUUUGUUUUAAAGUAGGUAAGCAUCUUUUAUCCAUGUACCAGAACUAAACAGUUUUGCUCCCUUUUUUUUUUCUUCCUACUAAAAAAAGGCCCCUUAUAAGUGAAAUGACCAUUGUUUUCCCUCUCAGAGAGGUACAGAUCUCCAACAAGGAAAAUUAAGUGCACUAAGUCAUAAGUCAAGCUUUCCCAUUUAGCUCAUUUUUACAACAUUGUUCACUUUGGAACCUGAGGGAUUUUUUUUUUUUAAUCCAGAGGAUGACAGCUAAAACAUAAUUGCACAUAACCUCAGAAAAGUUUACCACCCUAAUGCAACUCAAAAGGAACACCUACCAUUAAAUUGGAACUCCACAAGCAAUAACACCUAAUGCAGUUUGGUUUUAUGGGAGCUGUGUGGAUUUCCUUUAUUGUAUCCCUUUGCAUUAUUUUUCACAUGCAUUUGCAAUGGCUUUUUACCAUUCCUUCAUUAGAGGCUUUUGUGAAUUAAGGUUAGAAAAGCAGUUAACAAAAUCAAACUACUCAGUUCUUCAAAAAAUUAAACACAGAGUUAGCAUAUGACUCAAAAUUCCACUCCUAGGUAUAUUCCCAAGAGAACAGAAAACAUGUCAACAUAAAACUUGUACAUGAAUGUCCAUAGCAGCAUUAUUCAUAAUCUCCCAAAAAGUGGAAACAGACGAAAUGCCCAUGAACUGAUGAAUGGGUAAACCACAGAUAUGGUAUAUUCAUACAGUGGAAUAUUAUUCAGUCACAAAAACAUGAAACGUGCAACAAUAUGAUGAACCAUGCUAAACUAUUCUAAGCGAAUACAGCCAGACACAAAACGCCACAUAUUGUCCAACUUCAUUUAUAUGAAAGGUCCAGAAUAGGCAACUUCAUAGAGGUAGAAAGGACAGUAGUGGUUACCAGGGGCUGGAGGGAGGAAGAAAUGGGAACUAAGUGCUCUUGGGUGUGGGGUUUGUUUUUGUGGUAAUGAAAAUAUUCUGGAAUUGGUGUCAGUUGCACAGCCUUGUCAGUGUACUAAAAACCACUGAAUUGUAUACUGUAAACUGGUGGGUUUUGUGGUAUGUGAAUUAUAUACCAAUUUAACACAAAAGAAGAGACAUAAAAACUACUCACAUUCUAAAUGUAUAACUGGGAAGUAGGCUGACAAGAGCUUGAACCAGGGUGCCACUUUCUUCAUUU
Molecule: messenger RNA, 7176 nt
Organism: Gorilla gorilla gorilla (western lowland gorilla)
Lineage: Eukaryota; Metazoa; Chordata; Mammalia; Primates; Hominidae
Gene: ITFG1
Product: integrin alpha FG-GAP repeat containing 1
Exons: 16
Coding region: 217-1803 (528 amino acids)
Cellular component (GO): plasma membrane
Source: RefSeq, a predicted model, not a curated record